CAAUGGUUACGUUUAGCCGAUUAGCAUGACUGCCUCUUCCAAUGGCUCAUGGAAAUACCAUAUCUCCAUCUAUCUCCGCGUGCUCACCAAACAAAUAUACGCCUUUCACAUCGGUCUCAAUUUUAUACCUCUGGUCACGUGGUUCCAAGUUCAAUCCUUUACUCGGAAUCAAAGCGGCAGGCGGCGGCUCUACGCGGAGAAUUUCACCGGCGAAGAUUAUUUUUACACAGCGCAACCCAAGUCAAGAAGGAGAAGAAGCCACCCAAAAUUGGGGCAAGGACCCAAGAAAGAGCCGAUCUAGGUUUGCAAUAUCUGGAAAUGGGAACUAAUGGACUUCUUGAUUGUCAGCAACAAGAUUUACUUUCCUCCUCAUAUGAAGCUGCCAUGGAGGCCCUUUCCUCUCUAAUCACUAAACGGAAACGUGGAAAUGGAUCAAAAAGGACUGAAAAAUUUGAUCAGAUGUUUGGGUAUCUUCAGGCUUUAGGUUUGGACCAACAUAUAGCUAGUCUUAAGAUUAUCCAUAUUGCUGGAACAAAGGGGAAGGGUUCAACGUGCACAUUUUCUGAAGCUAUUUUGAGGGAAUGUGGCCUACAAACUGGUCUUUUCACAUCUCCGCAUCUGAUGGAUGUAAGGGAAAGAUACCGAAUUAAUGGGUCUGAUAUCUCAAGAAAAAAAUUUCUUUUGCAUUUCUGGGAAUGCUGGCACCAAUUAAAGGCAAAAUCUGUAAACGAUCUGCCAAUGCCUACGCUGUUUCAGUUCCUUACUCUCUUGGCACUUAAGAUAUUCUUAUCUGAAAAGGUUGAUGUUGCAAUUCUUGAAGUUGGGCUAGGUGGGAGGUUUGACUCAACUAAUGUGGUUAAAGAGCCUGUUGUUACUGGCAUUACCUCACUGGGGAUGGAUCAUAUGGAGAUCUUAGGAGAUACUAUUGAAAAAAUUUCUUUCGAGAAGGCUGGGAUUUUCAAGCCCCAUGUACCUGCAUUCACAGUGCCCCAAUGUUCUGAAGCAAUGUCAGUUCUCUGUGACAGAGCCUCUAAAUUAAUGAUUCCAUUAGAAGUGGCACCACCACUUGGCUCAAAAGCAUUAAAAGGGCUCCAUCUUGGAUUGGCUGGGGAUCACCAGUUCAUCAAUGCGGGUCUUGCAGUGGCUCUUUGUAGGUGUUGGCUAAGAAGAACUGGUCGUCUUGAUUCCUUUCCAAAUGAAAACUGGGAUUCAACUUUGCCAGAACCAUUUCUAAGAGGCCUUUCCACCGCCCAUCUUUCUGGACGAGCUCAAAUUUUCCAUGACGAACUUGAUUAUUGUUCGGAGAGGCCUGAAAAUAAAAAUCAUUCUGGCGAUCUGAUCUUUUACUUAGAUGGUGCUCAUAGUCCAGAAAGCAUGGAAGUUUGUGCAAGAUGGUUUUCCAAUGUUACAAGAGAUGUCCAUUCUUCUCAUGAGAAUGGCUAUAUUGAGAAAGCUGAUUUCCAUAAGAACUUGAAAAAUGAGAAUUGUCACAAUGUAGCGGACAAAGUCUCAAGGAAGAUUCUUUUGUUCAACUGCAUGGAAGUAAGAGAUCCCCACCUGCUAUUUCCUCAGUUGAUCAAUACUUGUGCUUCAAAUGGUGUGCAAUUCGCCAAAGCUCUUUUUGUGCCUAGCAUGUCAACAUAUCACAAGAUUGACUCUGGUGCAUCGGCAAUUUCAUCUGAUAUUUCUCAGGAUGUUUCAUGGCAGACUAAUCUUCAAAGAGUUUGGGAAAAACUAAUCCAUGGAAAAAAAGAUGCUACUAUCGACAACUGUUUAAACUCGGAGAAAUUGACGAGUCUGUCUUCUGCGGGAUUAUUUUCUGAAGAUUCUUUGCAGAGGCGUGAUCAAGCAGAAAAUAAGUUCCCUAACAGUGCAGUCAUUCCAUCAUUGCCUUUGACAGUAAAGUUGUUGAGGGAUUGUGUGAGAGAAAACCCCACUCUUCGACUUCAGGUUCUGGUGACUGGAUCCUUGCAUUUAGUUGGCGAUGUCUUGAGGCUCCUGAAGAGAUGAUUGGAAUGAGAGUCCCAAAGCUAUCCCUUAUGAACUCUCGUGUAAGUUUCUCACUCGCCAAAAUUCUCUGUAUCACGAAUUCUGUAAUUUGUACAUCAUGGAAGGUUUAUUCGUAAUUAAUUACUUGUUUCAUUAAAUCAAAUGAUUUAUUCAUCUUAUUUUUUUAAUAAUGUAUAACUCAUUUAUUUAGAGGGAUCAGAGGAUGCCCAAACUGCUACUCAAUAUGUCCUUAUUGUUGUUGUAUUAAGCGGAUCCGUCGCUGAAAAUGAAAUUUUGCUUUC
Phalaenopsis equestris is the source of this 2291-nucleotide messenger RNA. RefSeq names its product folylpolyglutamate synthase-like. The record is from RefSeq and is a predicted model, not a curated record. Lineage: Eukaryota; Viridiplantae; Streptophyta; Magnoliopsida; Asparagales; Orchidaceae. The coding region runs from base 49 to 2010 and encodes 653 amino acids. Gene Ontology annotation, molecular function: tetrahydrofolylpolyglutamate synthase activity; ATP binding. The transcript has 17 exons. Gene Ontology annotation, biological process: tetrahydrofolylpolyglutamate biosynthetic process. Gene Ontology annotation, cellular component: mitochondrion; cytoplasm; cytosol.